Messenger RNA from Tilletiopsis washingtonensis, 5683 nucleotides. RefSeq lists its product as hypothetical. NCBI's taxonomy places the organism in Eukaryota, Fungi, Basidiomycota, Exobasidiomycetes, Entylomatales. Gene Ontology annotation, cellular component: transcription factor TFIID complex. Gene Ontology annotation, molecular function: protein binding; transcription cis-regulatory region binding; RNA polymerase II general transcription initiation factor activity. Bases 76 to 5349 code for a protein of 1757 amino acids. The transcript has 8 exons. Gene Ontology annotation, biological process: transcription initiation at RNA polymerase II promoter. The record is from RefSeq and is a predicted model, not a curated record.
CACCAUCCUCUCCGCCCACUCACCGCCCUCGGCCACUGCGGCAGCGCUGCCCAGCUGGCGUCCCUGCGAGCCGCGAUGCAGCGCGCCGGCCCGUCGCGCGGCUUCUCGCUCUCGCACCAGAAGGUCGCGCUCGAGGUCGACUUUGGCGCCGCGGCCCUCGCCGGCUACACGGAGCUGACCAUUGUGCCGACGGACCGGGCGCUGCGUGUCGUGCACCUCAACUGCCGCCAGGCCUCGAUCCAGCGCAUCUACGUCGGCGGCACGCCGGCCGAGUACUCCUUCGUCGACCACCUCUCGGGCGUCUCGAUCUCCGACCCGGCAGAUGUGCAUCUCUACCCGGAGCUGAAGCGCAAGCUGUAUGCCGCGGCGUCGGACGGCGCCGGCGGCGAGCUCUCGGUGCUGCUGCCCAGCGAUGUCUCGCUCGAGGCUGCUGCGCCGGAUGCCGCGGCCCUGGAUGCGCCCACGCCCGGCGGCUCCGCGGCGCACGUCGAGUUCGCGCCGCUGGUCGUGCGCAUCGAGUACGUACUGCGCAACCCGGCUGAGGCCAUUCAGUUUGUGCUGCCGUCGCAGGAGCACCCGUAUCGCGUGCCGCACGCGUACACGGCGCCCUCGUGCCCAGACUGGGCGCGCUGCUGGGUGCCGUGCGUCGACAGCCUGUGGGAGCGCUGCACUUGGGAGCUGGAGUUUGUCGUGCCGCGGAGGUUCGGCGGCGCGGUGGAAGAGGACAGCUCAGAGGUGCUGGUCGCGUGCACUGGAGAUCUUGUCGAGCAGGUCGCACAUCCGUUCAACUCGUCCAAGACCAUCUUCUACUACUCGCAGUCGGUGCCGACGACGAUCCAGCACAUGGCGUUCGCCAUCGGGCCGUUUGAAAUGCACGACAUGCUCGCGGCGAGCGACAGCCGCGGCAGCGGCGUGGCCGGGCUCGGCGCCAAGACGUCUGCCACGGCAGCACACGCCGCACAGGACGGCGACGCUGGACAGCUGCAGCUGCUGGCGUUCUGCCUGCCCGGCCGGAUGGACGAGCUGCGCGCGUCCGUGGCGACUGUGCGUCUGGCCGUCGACUACUACUCGCGCGACUUUGGCUCCUACCCGUUCAGCUCGCUCAAGCUUGUCUUUGUCGACGAGCCGCCGGCAGACUGCCACGCGGCGUCCACGCUGUCGCUGCUGUCGUCCGACCUGCUGCACGCCGCCAACGUCAUCGAGCAGGCCCUCGAGACGCGCCUCGUGCUGCACCAGACAGUCGCGUUUCAGUGGUUCGGCAUCAACAUCAUCCAGCGCGCCUGGUCCGACACGUGGCUGGUCAACGGGCUGAGCCAGCACAUGGCGGCACUCUUCCUGCGCAAGCUCAUGGGGCAGAACGAGUACCGCUUCCGCCUGAAGAAGGACGUGGACCGCCUGUGUGCGUGGGACGUGGGCAUGCCGCCGAUGUACCAGCACGGCGUCGGCGAGCCACCCGACGAGGCGCUGCUGCCGUUCAUCAACCUCAAGGCUCCGCUCGUGCUCUACAUCCUCGACCGGCGGCUGUGCAAGGCGGGCGCGUCGCUCGGCCUGGGCCGCGUCGUGCCGCGCGUGCUGCUGCAGGCGCUGACCGGCGAGAUGGCCAACAACGCGCUCAGCACGCACAACUUUCUGCGCACCUGCCGCAAGGUCAGCAACGUCGACCUGCGCACGUUCACCGAGCAGUGGAUCUACGGCAGCGGCUGUCCGCGCUUCUUCGUCGACGCCGAGUUCAACCGCAAGAAGCUCAUCAUCGAGUUUCACAUCCGGCAGGAGUCGCCGGCCGCGAUCUUUGCCGCGAACCACCCCGAGGAGGCGGCGCACUCGAACCCCGUGGCCGUGUUCGAGGGGCAGAUGACGGCGCGCAUCCACGAGGCCGACGGCACGCCGUACGAGCACGUCUUUGACAUCAACUCGGUGUCCAAGAAGAUCGAAGUGCCCUUCAACACCAAGUACAAGCGCGUGCGCCGCAACACGAAGCGCUUCCAGGCGCGGCAGGCGGCGGCCGCCGCGGCCGCCGAGGGCGACCAAGACGCCGCAGAGGCGAUGACGAUGCUGGACCUCGGCUUCUCGUGCUCGAUGUGGGAGGACGAGGCACAGCGCGACAAGUGGCGCGUCGCCGACUGGACCGAGGAGGACGAGAAGAUCAUGUCGCAGGCGCCGCACGAGUGGAUCCGCAUGGACGCCGACUUUGAGUGGCUCUCGGCCGUGUACUUCCAGCAGCCCGACUUCAUGUGGGUCUCUCAGCUUGAGCGCGACCGCGACGUCGUGGCGCAGGUUGCGGCGAUCCAGGCGCUCGCGCAGCUGCCGAACCCCAUCUCGAGCUCGAUGCUCACGCGCACGGUGCUCGUGCCCAAGUACUUCUUCCGCGUGCGCAUCGAGGCGGCCAACGCGCUCGUGUCGUGCGCCGUGCCGGAGCACCAAUACCUCGGCCUCUUCCAUCUGCUCAUGCUCUUCCGCGCGCGCCACUGCCACGAGCCGCCUGCAGCGGUCACUGAGCGCCUGACCAGCCUGCUCGACGUGCCGUGCAUCCCGCGCGCCAACGACUUCAGCGACCUCGCCGACUAUUUCGUGCAGCGCGCCCUCGUCGCAGCCAUCAGCCGCGUGCGCAAUCCGCGCGGCCGCACGCUGCCGUCCGUCAAGCGCUUCCUCAUCAACGUGCUGCGCUACAACGACAACUCGACGAACAAGUUCGUCGACGACUUCUACGUCGCCGGCGCCAUCGAGGCGCUCGCGAGUGCAUUUGUGCCAGUCGAGUCGCACGUGCACGGCGGCUACGUGCCGGCCUCGGAGGACCCAGACGCCGCCGACGACGACGACCUGCUCUUCCAGGCGCGCUACGAGGUAGAGCGCUUCCGCGAGCUCGACAAGCUCGUGCCGUCGUACCACAACGUCAUCACCAUGGCGGCGCUCGACUUCAACACGUCGCUCACGCUGGCCAACCUACAGCCGGUCGACCUGCCACUGUACCUGUCGUACACGCGGCAGGGCAGCUUCGCGCCCGUCCGGUCGACGGCCUUCAACUGCCUGCUGCUGCUGCGCGGCCUGCAGCACAAGGUCAUUACGCGCUAUCUGUUCGCCGUGCUGCGCACCGACGAGAGCCGCCUCGUCAAGCGCGGGCUCGCGCGUGCCAUCUGCGAGGCGCUGGCUGUCGCCGUCUCGGCAGGAGACUUUGCCACGGCGAGCCUGCUUGAAGAGGGCGGUAUGGACGACCUCGACGGCGAGCAGGGCGACGGCGCAGUGGACUCGAAGCUCAAGCCGCUGCGCCGCGACUUGGGCCGCUCGGCCGGCGUGCGCGAAGGCUUCCUCUCUGCGCUGCUGGCGCCAGACGCGGACAUGUCUGCGCGCUGGGCACUGCUCAAGUUUGCCGACAUUCUCUUCAAGCCGAGCGUCGAGCACGAGGUGCCGUUCCAGCAGCAGAAGCUGUCGAUCCGCGUGCGCAUGCCGAGUCUCAGCGGCGCGCUGGCGGGCGAAGGCGCAGUGUCGACGCCCACGACCACGCGCAUCAAGCUCAAGAAUCUCGAUGCCGCGGCCAGCGAGGCGCCCAGUACGGCCGAGAUUGCGCCCGCAGACGACGUCGCCGUGCAGGCGAGCGGCCCGCGCGUGUCCUUCUCCACGGCAGCACAGGCCAAGCCGGCGCCCGCACCGAAGGCCAAGGCGCCGCGUCCGCGCAAGGCCAAGCCGCUCGACGUGGCGCAGACGUCUGGCAUGUCGCCGUCCGACCUGACGGUGUGCCGCAGUCUGCUCAAGGACCUCUUCGACGACCGGCGCAUGGGCAAGCACUCGAUGCUCUUCCGCCACCCAGUCGACCCGGUGCGCGACCACGCGCCAAACUACUUCAACGUCAUCGAGACGCCGAUCGACCUGUCGUCGAUCAAGAGCAAGCUCAACGAGGGCCUGUACAAGGACCGCUUCGAGUUCAAGAGCGACAUCGAGCUGAUGACGCAAAACGCCAAGACGUAUACGCCCGCCACGACAGCACGCGUGCACCGCGAUGCGCUGGCGCUCGAGGAUGCCUUUACCAAGCGCUGGGCCGGCAUCAGCAAGACGAUUGCGCAGACGGAGGCCAAGGCGCGUGCGGGCGCAGCGGCGGCCUCUGCUGCUGCGAGCGCCGCCGCAUCGGCCGACGAGGCUCAGGCGGCCGAGGAGCCAGCUCCGCCGGCGGUCCAGGCUGCGAAUGCUGCGCCGCACGAGCCGACUGCAGUCCAGGCAGAGCCAGACGCUGGGGCGCCCGCCGCGGCCGAGCCGCCAGCCGCGCCGAAGAUUAAGAUCGGACUGAAGCUGAAGCUCAAGCCCAAGCCUCGCGACGACCCACCUCCUGCUGCUUCGCCGCCGCCGCGCCGCGAGGUCACUCCGCCGCCGCGCGCAGCCUCGUCUGAGCCGUCGUCGCCCGAGGAGGCCCUGGCUGCCAGCGUUCCACGCGCCGCGUCGCCCGAGAAGCUCGAGGCCAAGCCGAAGAAGGCCGACAAGAAGCGUGUGGUGCUGGCGAAGCCCGUCAAGGCGGCCGCUGCGGCGUCGCCGGCGCCCGUCGACCCCUCGGCCGGUCCGUCGUUCAGCAGGCCAGCGCGCAGCCGCAAGGAGUGCGAGGCCGACCCCGUCGCCGCCGGCCGCGGCGAGCCGAUCCACUUCAAGCAGAGCAAGGCGCUGCUGGCGAACCUCAAGAAGAAGCCCGAGUCGGAAUUCUUCCGCUUCCCCGUCGACGCGGCCAUGCUGCCGGCGUACUACGAGGAGAUUGCCAAUCCGAUGGACCUGCAGACGAUGGAGAAGAAGCUCGUGGCGCACGAGUACACGGACAUGGCGCACUUCGCCGAGGACUUUCUGCUCAUUGUGCGCAACGCGCAUCAGUUCAACCCACCGGGCACGGCGCCGGCGGUGCAGGCCGACGCGCUCGAGCGCAUCUGGCGCAAGGAGUUUGGCGCGGCCAUGGUGCGCCGCCUCGACGACCAGGAGAAGUCGAAGCUGUCGGGCAUGCUCACGCGGCUGGGCAAGGUGCACGAGGCGCAGCUGUUCGCCAAGCCCGUCGACACGACGAUGCUGCCCAACUACUUUUCCAUCAUUCGCAAAGAGGACGCACGCGACCUCUCGCUCAUUGCCACGAAGCUCAAGGAGCUGAAUGCCUACGACAACCCCGACGCGCUGGCCGACGACGUGCGCCUGAUGCUGCAGAACUGCUACCGCUUCAACGACGGCAACGACGACGUGCUGGCGUGGGCGCGCGCGUUUGAGCAGGCGUUCGAGCGCGAGUACGCCGUCGUGCGCGAGGCCCUCAUGGGCGGCGCGCCGGCGCAGGGCACGAAGCGCAAGGCGGGCGCGGCGGCGGGCACGGGUGCGAGCAAGAAGAGCCGCGCGUGAGGCAAUCAACGAGUCACCGUAUGUGCAAAGACGGGCGAUUCCAGGGCCGGCGCAGGGUAGACUGGCGGCCACGGCAGAGCCCACACUGCGCGGCUACACGCCGGCGUCCUUGAGCGCGGCGGCGUAGUCGACCGUGUCGCCGGCGUGCGUGGCGACCUUGUGCCAGCGCACCUUGCCCGCCGCAUCCACGACGAAGCCGCCCGAGUUCUGCCAGCGCCAGCUGCCGGCGCCCGUGCGGCGGUUCUUGAUGCCCUGCGACGCCAGCGCGCGCAGCUCGCCGACCAUGGCCCACGAGAAGAGGCCGGUGAGCGGCAGCGCGCCGAGGCCCCACGCC